CUCCCAGGUGGCAUUGCGUGCGGUCUGUUUCUAGGUGUCUAGCAACAGCUAUAAGCCCAGACAGCCGGCGGCAACGGGAGCGGUGUUUCUUGGUGUGUCUUUCCGCGAUUGUUCGUUGCCGGUUGUUCAUAAGUAAUAGUGGUUUAGCUGAAAAAACGGUGAAACAACAACCCUGACCCCUGCACAGAGAUAUGAGCGGCAGCGGGCGGCCCAGGACCAGCUCGUUUGCUGAGCCGCCAGGUGUUCCAGGAGCCGCUGCUGCGUCCGCCGGAUCAGCCGCUGCCGUGGGGAGCAGCACAGGAAAGACCGGGGUCUCGCAGGCCUCCGGUAGCAGCUCAUCAGGAUGCUCCAACCUUAAGCUUGCCAGAGACAGUGGGAAGGUGACAACAGUCGUGGCCACACCGGGUCAGGGACCAGACCGCCCACAGGAAGUCUCCUACACUGACAUCAAGGUCAUUGGCAAUGGGUCGUUUGGUGUGGUGUACCAAGCUCGCCUCAUCGACACACAGGAGAUGGUGGCCAUUAAAAAGGUUCUGCAGGAUAAGAGGUUCAAGAAUCGGGAACUACAGAUCAUGAGGAAGCUGGACCACUGCAACAUUGUCCGAUUACGUUAUUUCUUCUACUCUAGUGGCGAGAAGAAAGAUGAAGUGUACCUCAACCUCGUGCUGGACUUUGUCCCCGAGACGGUCUACAGGGUUGCCAGGCAUUUUAACAAGGCCAAGAGCAUUAUUCCUAUCAUAUAUGUGAAGGUGUACAUGUACCAGUUGUUUCGCAGUCUGGCUUAUAUCCAUUCCCAAGGUGUGUGUCACAGAGACAUCAAGCCCCAAAACCUGCUCGUCGACCCAGAAACUGCCGUCCUAAAGCUGUGUGACUUUGGCAGCGCAAAGCAGCUUGUCCGGGGUGAACCAAAUGUGUCGUAUAUCUGCUCACGGUACUACCGGGCCCCGGAGCUGAUUUUUGGCGCCACAGACUACACGGCAAACAUCGACAUCUGGUCAGCUGGCUGCGUACUGGCAGAGCUGCUGCUCGGACAGCCCAUAUUCCCCGGCGACAGUGGAGUGGAUCAGCUAGUGGAGAUUAUCAAAGUGUUAGGAACACCAACAAGGGAACAAAUUCGAGAGAUGAAUCCAAACUACACAGAAUUCAAGUUCCCUCAGAUCAAAGCGCAUCCUUGGACCAAGGUGUUUAAACCUCGCACCCCUCCAGAGGCCAUUGCGCUUUGCUCUCGGCUGCUGGAGUACACGCCAGCCUCACGCCUCUCCCCGCUAGAGGCCUGUGCACAUGCCUUCUUCGACGAACUGCGCCAGCCAAACACGCGGCUGCCCAGUGGACGAGAACUGCCGAUGCUCUUCAACUUCAGCACCACAGAGCUGUCGAUCCAGCCUCAGCUGAACUCAAUCCUCAUUCCUCCUCACGCUCGCUCUCACACAGCUGCUUCUGCACACGAUGGUACCGGUUCAGAUUCAUCUCAACACAGUUCAGUACCAGGAUCUCUCAACAGCAUCUGAAGCAGCUUCUCACCCGUCUGCCUGCAAAGCAUCACCCCGUUUUCUCAGACACACACACACACUCUGUGUCCACAGCUGUCCACCAUGCUGCUUUGCUAUCUUCCUCCAUGGUCUGUUUCUGUACAGUAAAUCCACUGAGCAAACCCUUCGUUGUUUAGCUGUCAGGGUCGAAACUACGGCAGGAGAUUGUUACACACACACACACCGAAUCGUCCCGCUGCUGCUCGGGUGGUUUGAGAAGGUUCAAUAGUCGGGGCUGGUCCUCUGUAUUAUAAGCUUUUGUUAAUCAUUUUUUUCCUUUUUGUUUUCUUUAUGUUUUAUUUAUUUGGCUAGGUAAAAUCAUUAUAUACUUGGUUUUUUUCCCCUCACUUUUAAGAUUAUUUUUUUAUUCAGUGUUUUUAAAUGAGUGCACGCUGGCUGAACAAGACUAGAACUGAGCCACUCAUCACAGGUCAUCACAGUAAGACUUUUAUUUAACUCAGGAUCGGAGAACAGUUGCAGGGACAGUGACAUUAUUUUAGUCCAGUCCUAUACUUAAGUUACAAAUCAAACCUUCAGCUGUUGUUGUUUUAGCUGCAGAUGGAAGGAAAAAAACUGACCAGUGACCGAUAAAUGUCAGAGUUUGCCUCGUGUUGGAAACGAGCAUCCUCACAGGUGUGUCUGGUAAAGGAACUAAACGCUUCUCUGACUAAACUAUAUAUACCCAACAAGGAAGGAGUCUUAAUUUUUUUUUUUUUGUGGCUCGAGACCCUUUCUCAGUUUUUAACCAUGUUUUUACUUUUAAAAUUAGGUCCCACAUUGUUGGCCAGAGAGGCAUAUUUGUAGGAAAGAGCACUUAAGUGCAACUCGAAAAGAAGGCAUCACUUUUCAGGUAAUUGUUUUAGACCUAUUAGGGUUGGGAAAAAGAAAUGGCCUCCUCAGAAAUGUUUCUAGAUGGCUGGACAGAAGCAUGGCUGCUCGUUCUCCUUCCUCACAGGUAAUUUAGCUGCGUUCGCCUGAUCAUGAAAUGUCAGAAAAGGUUCAGACAGUACUUUUAGUCUUAGAUCAGUGUUGUGAAAGAAGAUUGCAAAAGUUCCCCAUAAUGUGCAAGUGGAGUCGGAUACUUUAUGUUAAAAAACUGUCUUUUCUUUAAGCAAGCAGAAAAGGAGAACUUUCAACCUUCCCCAAAGAAAUGUUUAAAUUUCAGCCUUCUCUGGAAACGGCUCUGUGUUCUGCUAAAAUUGGCUGUUAGUAGCUUUAUGUUUUUAACUAAACCAAAAAUGUAGUUAUUUCUUUACUAUAUUUCCAUACCUGCUUUCUUUUUAAGAUUAAAUUCUGUGAUAUGAAGUCAGUGACAUGAACAUAUAAAUUGGUGUUACAGUCUGAAAUUAUUCAGACUUUUAAUGGCUUAAAAACAAGAAGCAGAGAAUGAUCUGAUUGGUCCCUCAUCCAGUUUUUGUAGUUGUUGUGUGGAUAUGAAAGCCUCGAAACUUCAGUUAAAACUUACCAGAAAAAUUGAUUUAGAUGCAAAUCAUGUCCAGAUAUCAGAAAGCUGUUUUUUUUUUUUGUUAUUUGUUUUUUUUUAAUCCUCCUUGGUUUGGAAAUGUGAUGCUUGAGUAUUUGUCUCACUGCUGAUUAAAGGCAGCAGAGAAACAAAUGAGAGCUCCGGCGAGGAGUUCAUGUUUAUUUAUUAGGUUGUCUUUGGAUGAGAGUUGGAGUUACUCUGGUGCGAGGAUAAAUGGAGCUGGGCUAUCAGCUCAUCAGUGCUGACGUAAGAAGAAGCAUAUCUGUAGGCAAGCAGGGAAAUCCCUUUAAGCUCAGUGUGCGUUUGUGUGUGUGUGUGUGUGCGUGCAUGUGUGUGUGUAUGUGUGUGUGUGUUGUACUCCUGUGUUCUUGAGGACCAACUCUGAUUUAACCCCUGUGAUGGUGAGGAUGUUCUACCUGUCCUCACGGUAUUGUUUUGUUUUUUUCUUUAAAUAGUUGGAGCCCAGAGAGAGAGAGAGUGUGUGUGUGUGUGUGUGUGUGUGUUAGUAGAAGUGUGUGUGUGUGUGUGUGUGUGUCUGAGAAUACUCCCACCUACAGUCUGAACAGCCAGUGUUUUAGGAAUAGAGCAGCCAACAAUACUGAUUUUUAGUACGCAGUACAGACCACUUGAAAGUUUGUAGUAUAGUAUAUUUGAUACUAUUGUACCAUUGCCUCCACCUGCUCUUUUCCUCCACCCCACCUUUUUUUUUGAUUUUUUGUUUUUUAAUUGCUCCACACGUUCACAUUAAUUUUACACGAGGAGAGUCACUCUUCCCCGCCAGCCGCUUCGUUUGUUUGUGGCGGGUUAAAGCCGGCUGCAUCCCCCUUUCUCUGCUGUAAAGAGUCCAACCAGCACGUUUGAUCGACUCUGCGGGUCGACGGCGUUCACACGCAGAGCUGUCAGUCUUUUCUGAGGCAAUGAAAAGCUGUGACCAAGCCUGAAGAGAGGACUCAAACGUGGCUAGUUUCAGAAGCCAUUUUACUUCCUCACUCUCCUCCUCCUCCUCUUAUCGCACGUGUAAAUAUCACUGAUUUUUAUUUGUUCCUCUUUUUACUUUUAUUACAGAGUUGUUUAUAUCUUAUUUCCCCUCAUUAAGCUGUCUUAGUUCCUACAUUUUUGUAAAUAAUUUUUUUCACUAUCCAAAAUGUAAAUACUGCAAAAGUGAAAAGGAAAAAAAAAAAAAACAGCCACUCCUCAUGUUUGUUGACGAUCUUUCUCUCUCCUUCUCUUUCUUGUGUACCAGUGAAACUGUUUAGUAGCUCGUCCUGUUUCUCCUUUAGUCCUCUGUCGACUGUCUGACUGCUGAAUGAGCCUCUUAUAAGGGUUCUGUUCCAUAAUGCUCUCUCUCAGCUCACCGAGUGUGAAUAUAAUCAGCUAAUCUGACGCCUGUAAAGGACUGAGACAUUUAAAAGCAGCAUCCUGGGCUUGAGUCUAUCCCGAGAAGCCAGCCAGUGACGUCAAUAAAUGUGAAAUGUCCAGAACAUUAAACCAUUAAAGUGAGACUUCAGGGGUUUAUUUUUGAUUUAAGUGUGAUUAGAUCUAAAAGAGCUGUUUAUGUACAGGAUGUUCCAUUUACUCCCACCUGCACUAAUUCAAUCCUCCAACAGGUCCUUUUCCUGCAGCUUGUCCCAGGAAGAGGAAAAACAUGGGCUGUAAAUUUAAUUGGAAAAACAUAAAAAAGCCAAAGAAAAUCUCUCUGCAGGUUGUGUAGGUCAUAUUUACAGUAGUCAUUACCUUUUGUGACUGUAGAUGGCGAACACCAGCAAGCCUAAUCCUUACAGCACAGAUAAAGUAAUGCACACCUUUUCAUUAUUAGGCUAAGUAACUGCUCCUGUUACCGCUUCACAGGGGGUAGAGUACAGAGUACAAGGAGCCCAUAACAAUUCAGUGAAGAUCAGUGCGCAGUGUGGUUAUUUUGUUCCUCACACUCAAACGCACCACUCUCACUCAUUUCGGUCAUAGAGUUUGGUUUGUUAAGCACAGACUGUAUAUAAAAGAUGGACGUAGCCCCUGAUUCUGAAAAGAGAAGCCAAGGUUCUGGUUGCUUGGAUGACCCAUCAGUGUAUUUAUCACCUUUUUCAUACGUCAGUCAUUGGCAUCCUUCGUUUCAGUCGCUUCAAUCACUCGUCUUGAAGUUUAGUUUAUGUUUUAGGACACGCCCACUUGUCUGUUGUUACUGUAAGUCUCUGAACAUGGAUGGAGAAUAAAUCAGGCCGUGCUUAUUAGUUAACAAGUUGCGAUCUUGCUUUUCCUUAAUUUCACAGUCGGGUCUGCCCCCUCACUAUGAUGUCUCGUUACAGAAAGCUAAGAUGGUGACAGUGAAAAUAUCUGCUCAGGGGCUUUAUAACAUGCCCUCACUAACCAGUGGGUGACGUGACAGGAGUUGUCCAUCUUUUAUUUACAGUCUGUUGUGUAAAGUUGAAAGCGUUAACUCUUAGCUUCUCCAGCUGCAGUUGAGAACUUUUGUCAGAGUUCAUAAAGCUCUUUAGUAUUAUGUGUUUGUUUAUUUUUACGUGUGUGGUUGUACUUCCUGUAUUUCUUGCCUUGUAGGUAGUGCAGGUUUAAAAAGCACCUGAGAUUUACAUGUCCUACUGAGUUAUAUGAUGGUGCUUUGUUAGGUGCCUCUGUGUCUCCCCCAUUAUACGAAAUGUGUCCUUCAGUGUUGGCGCUCUGAGGCUUAACCACAGCUCCAGUUGUCAUCGUCAUAAGGAGCUUGGAGGAGUGUUGGUGACUUUCCAGGAUUAACAGCUUUUCACUUUUGACUUCCACUUGCUUCAAUCUAGGCGUUUAUAAACUGCUUGGUUAUGGUUUGUGCUUUUUACCCAGAGCAUCACAACACAGAUGCCAGCAGGUUUGACAAUGCAGUCUUAACUGACGCCUCGGGAUCAGAACGAGCUUCUCAUUAAUUCUCAUUUUGGAACAGAACUCUUUUUGCUUGUUGUGACAGUUUGCAAAAUAUGAUUACUGUGCAGUAUCGAGAGGAAAAGUGUCAAGCGAUCUCACAGGUGUUUAGUUGGGUUAGAGUCCAGCUAGUACUCAACAUGUGGGCAUUUUUAUGUUUAUGCGCUGUGUGGCAUUCAGAAUCGCUGCUAACGAUCACAACAGGGUGGAAAUGGGCGCCUGUGUUACAACAGAGCUACCUGUCAGGUGUGGGUGGAUGUACAUUACUGACAGUUUCAUGAAGUCUGAAUCUCAGAAAUUGUUCUUAAAUUCUCUGAAAACUCAGAUGUUAAUAUUACCUCCUUUUUUCUUUUUUUUCUUUUUUUUUAAAGAAAAACUGAUCACAUCUGUUCAUUUUUUAUUUAAUCUGUUUACUUUGGUGUCACUCUGGCCCGUAGACCACUGAGCCAGAGUGAUGGAGGGAGAAGGAGAGAGAAACAAACAAGUCUGUCUCUGUUCUGUGUGCGUACGAUAUGGACUCAUUUACUGUAAUAAAGUGAUGAAACUGUG
Messenger RNA from Oreochromis niloticus (Nile tilapia), 6462 nucleotides. RefSeq names its product glycogen synthase kinase 3 alpha a (gene gsk3aa). Gene Ontology annotation, biological process: negative regulation of TOR signaling; regulation of neuron projection development; insulin receptor signaling pathway. Gene Ontology annotation, cellular component: cytosol; cytoplasm; nucleus. Gene Ontology annotation, molecular function: ATP binding; protein serine/threonine kinase activity. The record is from RefSeq and is a predicted model, not a curated record. Bases 192 to 1508 code for a protein of 438 amino acids. NCBI's taxonomy places the organism in Eukaryota, Metazoa, Chordata, Actinopteri, Cichliformes, Cichlidae. The transcript is spliced from 11 exons.